AUGAACAUGCGAGUGCAAGUUCAAAACGAUCCAUCCGCACAAGUGUUUUCUAAACAACUGUUGGAUAUUGAAAACGGGGAAAUUGAACUGUACCAAAAUACACAUUACAUAAAACUGCCAGAUGAUUUCUGCACUGCCGUUGAAACGAAAAGUAAACUCAUUGAGAGUGUCUUUCCGGACAUAUUAAAUAAUUAUUUAAAUCAUAAUUGGCUCUGCAAUCGUGCUAUUUUGGCUGCCAGAAAUGUUGAUGUAGACGAAAUAAACUUUCAGAUACAACAGUUGCUGCCGGGUAAUCUGAUGUCUUUCAACUCAAUCGAUACAGUUGUUGAUGAAAACGAAGCAGUUAACUUUCCAACCGAAUUUUUAAAUUCUCUGGAUAUUCCAGGGAUGCCACCGCACAAUCUACGUUUGAAAAUUGGUUCAGCAAUUAUACUUCUCCGAAAUUUAAACCCUCCUAAAUUAUGCAACGGCACACGUUUAGUUAUCAAAAGAAUAACGGGAAAUGUUCUUGAAGCUACAAUUUUAACAGGAAAGUUUAAAGGUGAAACUGUUCUACUGCCACGCAUUCCAUUAAUAGCUACAGAAUCUCCAAUACCAUUUCGAAGGCUUCAGUUUCCAAUUCGUUUAGCUUUCGCUAUAACCAUAAAUAAAUCACAAGGCCAAACAAUGUCAGUUUGCGGACUGGACUUGGAAAACACAUGUUUCUCUCAUGGGCAACUAUACGUCGCCUGCUCACGCGUGGGAAUACCAUCGAAUUUAUUCGUUUUUGCAAAAAACAGAUUAACGAAAAAUAUUGUGCACAAAUUAGUUCUUAUGUAA
Uloborus diversus is the source of this 819-nucleotide messenger RNA. Its product is annotated as ATP-dependent DNA helicase pif1-like. The transcript has a single exon. The record is from RefSeq and is a predicted model, not a curated record. The coding region runs from base 1 to 819 and encodes 272 amino acids. NCBI's taxonomy places the organism in Eukaryota, Metazoa, Arthropoda, Arachnida, Araneae, Uloboridae.